This is a messenger RNA of Dromiciops gliroides (monito del monte), 1065 nucleotides long. RefSeq names its product G protein subunit alpha transducin 3 (gene GNAT3). NCBI's taxonomy places the organism in Eukaryota, Metazoa, Chordata, Mammalia, Microbiotheria, Microbiotheriidae. Gene Ontology annotation, molecular function: G-protein beta/gamma-subunit complex binding; G protein-coupled receptor binding; GTPase activity. The transcript is spliced from 9 exons. The record is from RefSeq and is a predicted model, not a curated record. Gene Ontology annotation, biological process: sensory perception of sweet taste; adenylate cyclase-modulating G protein-coupled receptor signaling pathway; detection of chemical stimulus involved in sensory perception of bitter taste. Gene Ontology annotation, cellular component: photoreceptor inner segment; photoreceptor outer segment; heterotrimeric G-protein complex. Bases 1 to 1065 code for a protein of 354 amino acids.
AUGGGGAGUGGAAUAAGUUCUGAGAGUAAAGAAUCAGCCAAAAGAUCAAAGGAACUUGAAAAAAAACUUCAGGAAGAUGCAGAACGAGAUGCCCGAACUGUAAAGCUUCUCUUAUUGGGUGCUGGUGAAUCUGGAAAAAGCACAAUUGUUAAGCAGAUGAAGAUUAUCCACAAGAAUGGCUACACAGAGCAAGAAUGUAUGGAGUUCAAAGCUGUUGUUUACAGUAACACCCUGCAAUCCAUUCUGGCCAUUGUGAAGGCUAUGACAGUCCUCAGGAUUGAUUAUGUGUGGACCACAUGUGUGGAAGACCAGAAACAACUUUGCAUGAUAGCAAAUGGCUUAGAAGAUGGCAGCAUGACUCCUGAACUGACUGAGAUAAUAAAAAGACUAUGGAAAGAUCCAGGAAUCCAGGCCUGCUUUGAAAGAGCAUCAGAAUAUCAACUCAAUGACUCAGCUGCUUACUACCUCAAUGAUCUUGACAGGAUAACAGCUCCUGGGUAUGUUCCAAAUGAACAAGAUGUCCUGCACUCCAGGGUGAAAACUACUGGCAUUAUUGAAACACAAUUCUCUUUCAAGGAUUUGCACUUCAGGAUGUUUGAUGUAGGUGGACAGCGUUCAGAGAGAAAGAAAUGGAUUCACUGCUUUGAAGGAGUUACCUGUAUAAUCUUUUGUGCAGCACUCAGUGCCUAUGAUAUGGUCCUAGUAGAAGAUGAAGAAGUGAACCGAAUGCAUGAAAGCCUUCACCUAUUUAACAGCAUCUGUAAUCACAAGUACUUUGCUACGACUUCCAUUGUCCUGUUUCUCAACAAAAAAGAUCUCUUUCAAGAAAAAGUAGCCAAGGUUCAUCUUAGUAUCUGUUUUCCAGAAUACACUGGACCAAAUACAUUUGAAGAUGCAGGGAACUAUAUCAAGAACCAGUUCCUAGACCUGAAUUUAAAAAAGGAAGAUAAGGAGAUUUAUUCCCACAUGACCUGUGCUACUGACACCCAAAAUGUCAAGUUUGUUUUUGAUGCAGUGACAGAUAUAAUCAUCAAAGAAAACUUGAAAGACUGUGGCCUUUUUUAA